Messenger RNA from Heteronotia binoei (common prickly gecko), 792 nucleotides. RefSeq lists its product as uncharacterized. Bases 1 to 792 code for a protein of 263 amino acids. Gene Ontology annotation, cellular component: external side of plasma membrane; blood microparticle; immunoglobulin complex, circulating. NCBI's taxonomy places the organism in Eukaryota, Metazoa, Chordata, Lepidosauria, Squamata, Gekkonidae. The transcript is spliced from 5 exons. The record is from RefSeq and is a predicted model, not a curated record. Gene Ontology annotation, biological process: defense response to bacterium; phagocytosis, recognition; phagocytosis, engulfment. Gene Ontology annotation, molecular function: immunoglobulin receptor binding; antigen binding.
AUGCAACAAGGGUGCCAGGGCUCUCGGUUAUCCAUAGCAGAUUUGGAGCUCAUCAAGAGCGAGGGAAGAAAAUGCUCCUAUACUCUACAUGCAUCUCAACAAGAGAGGGAGGCAGCCAGGCUGGGCGAACAUGGAGCAAUGCACAUGGCAGGAGCCUUUUCAGACAUUCAGCUCACAUCAUCUGGACCAGGAGCACUGAGACCCACAGAGAUCCUCAAUUUGGUCUGUAAAGUGACAGGAUUCUUUUUCAAUGUGCAGAAUUUUUACUGGCACUGGAUCCGUCAGGCUCCAGGAACAGGUCUGGAACGGGUUGCCACAAUAUACCCCUAUGAUGGGAGAAAGUGGUACAACCCUUCUCUCCAAAGUCGCAUCACCAUUUCUGCGGACAGCUCCACCAACCAGUUCUCCCUCCGGCUGAGCUCCGUGACAGCUGCAGACUCUGCUGUGUAUUAUUGUGCCCGGGAAGCACAGUAUAACACAGAGAGACAAGAUUUAUUGGACAAUCUCAGCCUGGUCUGUAAAGUGACAGGAGUUUCUAUCACUGACGCGAGCUAUAGUUGGCACUGGAUCCGGCAACCUCUUGGGACAGGGCUGGAAUGGGUUGGAAGAAUAUACCUUUAUGAUGGAAGCAAGUACUACGCCUCUUCUCUCCAAAGCCGUGCCACCAUUUCUGCAGACAGCUCCACCAACCAGUUCUCCCUCCAGCUGAACUCGGUGACAGCUGCAGACUCUGCUGUGUAUUAUUGUGUUGUGCCGAUAAGCACACUAACACUGGGGGAAAGCCCAGAGUGA